Cuscuta europaea is the source of this 1286-nucleotide messenger RNA. The record is from the annotation of a GenBank genome assembly. NCBI's taxonomy places the organism in Eukaryota, Viridiplantae, Streptophyta, Magnoliopsida, Solanales, Convolvulaceae.
AUUAAUCGCUACAUUUUUUAGAUGGAUCGUCCUAGAUAUUCGGUUGAUAUGGGUAACCUCGAGCGCAACCGAACGAAAGAGCUUGCGAGGAAGAGAUCCCGCAAAGGUAAAUCACAUAUCGGCUCUUCAUCUCAAAGUCGAGAUGAUUUUGAUACGGGUUACGCAAGGAGGGAUGGGGAUGCGAUGACCGACGAACAACUAGAACAAGAAUUGCAUCGACAUAAUUCCCGCUUUUUUCAAGACCAACUGAGGACCAUUGACGAAGUAGAGCUCGAGGACGAGGACGAGGACGAUGAUGUGGAGGAAGUAAUUCCGGAGAGCCACGACGAGGAGGAGGAGGGUGGCGGCAGCCAUGACGCCGACCUGCCUGCCUCAUCCCAAACAGGUACGAAAAAAAGUAAAUCUGAACUAAUGACUAAUAAUUUUUCUAAGUGGAAGGACCCGAACACCGGAAUUGGACCGCAACUUGUAAUUGGUGCAAGAAAAACUAUAGCUUGCGGAUUUCCGGCGGAUACAGAUCCGCCACAAGACAUCUUAAGUCCAAACACCCGGUGGAGUAUGCAAAAUUAGGCGGCGGAACGGGGAAGCAAACUCAAAUAUCGAGAGUUGUUGCAGGGACCGCUCGGUGAAGCACGACGGUGGAGUUGGGGCUCAGCAGUAUUGGGGUUCCUGUAUUACAACAUGUGCAAGGCCGCCAAAGUGAACAGGAGAAAUAUUGGGGGAUGCUUGCUUCUAUUGCAGAUUUGGGCGUGGGAGAGAUUGCCCAUGGUGUGGCCGCGAAACGUUUUGCCAUAUGAGAAUCUACAGGAUAUGCCCUAUGGGUGCAUGUGGGCAUGUCGGCACAAUUGGGAACAAAGUUCUCGGUAUACUCUACGUAUUUAUCGAGAUCAGUUGGACGGGAUCCGAGAGAACGAGCCCUCCCCAGGUUCUGCGUCGCGGGAGUAGAUUUGUGGACAUCUAAUGUCAUGCUUAUAUAUUGUGACAUUUAUGAGAUGUACUACCCCGGUAGAUUUUGUCGUCAAUUCGGUGCAAUGCAACAUAUUCCUCCCGCAGCGGAAUCACAAGCUAGCCACCAUGCAAGGGGUGCAAAAAAUUCUGGAUGGCCAUUGACACUAUGGGCGGUGAGGCACAAUCGUCGUAUCGCAUUUGAGUUCGUUGAUCAUCCCACCUACACUCCUGCGUACCGUGAAUGGUACGCAAAUGUCGGGAAACGACGGAUUUGCAAUCCGUUACAUGGUCGACCUACAACGGGUUAUGUAACUACUAACAGGGAGACAAGUACACUA